AUGUAAACUUCACCUCCUUUUUCACAUAACCAUUCAAACCCACUCUUGAUGAAAGAUGACGUUGGAAAAGCCAAACCAUCUACAUACAACCUUCCUAAUCAAGACUUCAUUUAUGGACAACCAUUAUCGAGAGACAAAGAAGGAGCCAAAGAAGGUAUUUAUCACAACCUCAAUCUACCCAAGUUACCAUGACAUGGAAAUUUCAUCAGGAAUCUCAAGAUAGAGUACCCAAUAGAGAUUUUGCUGAACUCAAUAAACAAUCUAUACACAAUGGCUCAGUCAAAGCACAUGUAACUGAUUCACUUAUUACUCUUCCAGGAUAUGUACAAGUAUAGACAGACUCACGAUGCCAGACUUUAAAUAAAGAAGGGUACAAAUAUUCAGGCCAUCGAAUUGCCAGAAGAAGAAUUUCGCUAUGGUCGCAAGAACAGGUACUGAUCCUCUCUAUCUAGACCAUCAACUCCUAUGAAGUUGGUUAUGGGCAACUCCUAUGGCAUCGAAGCUGAAUCAACCAUUCUAGAUAAAUACCAACACAGAGCUGGAUCUCAAGUAUAUACAAUAACAUAAAACCAAGGAUUCCAAAAUGACUUCCUCAGUUGUCAAAGGCAAUAAGGCAUCCCAACUAUUUCAUGAUAGCAAUCACAAAAAAUUAGCAGCCAUCCAAGGAGUAGAAAAGAAGGAACCCUUUAAAAUGGAGAAAUUUAAGUCUGUCAACCCCAAAAUUAAUACAAAUUUAUCAACUAAAAAAUGA
This is a messenger RNA of Paramecium octaurelia, 751 nucleotides long. NCBI's taxonomy places the organism in Eukaryota, Ciliophora, Oligohymenophorea, Peniculida, Parameciidae. The record is from the annotation of a GenBank genome assembly.